This is a messenger RNA of Lactuca saligna, 1140 nucleotides long. The record is from the annotation of a GenBank genome assembly. NCBI's taxonomy places the organism in Eukaryota, Viridiplantae, Streptophyta, Magnoliopsida, Asterales, Asteraceae.
AUCAAGUUUAAUCCAACCCGUUGCUUAUAGAGGGGUAAAUUAGUAAAUUGGAUGGGUUGUUCCAACCCGGAAGAAGCCCUGAAAAAGCGUCUGGGUGCAAAUCGUUUUGUCAAUCGGAAGGAAAUCGGUAGAUGGAGAGAGGAGAGAGAACAAUGAAAGUAUAUGCGAUUUUGGGGCUUCUUCUCUUUUCUGCUUUCGUCGGCGAUGUAUCGGCUCUUUCAGUCACCGUGAACGACGUCGAAUGUGUAUACGAGUAUGUACUUUACGAAGGCGAUACCGUUUCAGGCAACUUUGUUGUUGUCGAUCAUGAUAUAUUCUGGAGCUCCGAUCACCCCGGCAUCGACUUUAUCGUGUCAUCUCCCGGAGGAAAUGUAGUACAAACCAUGAAAGGAACAUCUGGAGAAAAAUUUGAGUUCAAAGCUCCAAGAAGUGGAAUGUAUCAAUUCUGUUUCCAUAAUCCUUACUCAACUCCAGAAACUGUCUCUUUCUACAUACAUGUUGGUCAUAUUCCCAAUGAGCAUGACCUAGCAAAAGAUGAGCAUUUGGACCCUGUGAAUGUGAAAAUUGCUGAAUUGAGGGAGGCAUUGGAAUCUGUUACAGCUGAACAAAAAUACUUGAAAGCUCGUGAUGCUCGACAUCGCCAUACAAAUGAGAGCACGCAUAAAAGGGUGAUCUUUUACACAAUUGGAGAAUACAUUUUGUUGGCACUUGCAAGUGGACUCCAAGUGGUUUACAUACGUCGCCUGUUUAGCAAGUCGGUUGCAUACAACCGGGUUUGAGCUUUGAAUCAAUCAAUUGUAUCUUAUCUUUCUUCUUAUAUUUAUUGUUAUAGAUUAGAACUCGGGAACAUUUAUGUUAUCUAUCGUGUUUAGAGCUUUUCGAUGUUUUACCUUUUUACUUACCUUCAAUUAAAUUAAUGCAAUCUUGCAAUUUUCAACUUGAUGUUUUCUUUGCUUUCAUAUGGUUGGUUUAUUCUUCAAGGCUGUGGGGGAUUUUGGUGGAGAUUUGGAGUUCGGGUUUCCUUUUUUCUCAGUAACUUGUAUUAUUGUGUAUAUGGUUAAAGUGGUUAAUGGGUAAUGACGUGUGUUUGGACAAAGAGUUGUAAACAUAAAGUUGAUUUUUUUAGUUCCAAAAAAUAGG